CACGAUUUGUUGUUUUGUUAUUUACAGUGAAAUGUGAAGCGAUUUUCACAACAAUUAGUGCUUAGAUUUGAUUACAAUUAAGUGUUGAUUGAAAUGCAUUCAAACGAGUGCUUAGUAUUGAUAUCGCUAUUAGUUUUGACGCAAAUCUAUUGCAUUGAAAGCCAAAGCAAUGAAUUACAGGACAAUAACAACCGGUUUUACGCCAUCGACGGCAAAGUGAUUCCCUAUUCAGAUAUGACUGAAUCCAUGAACGACUUCCUGAGGAAUACCAAGAUUAUCGUCAAUUAUGGACAACACUUCGCUUUCCUCAGAAACGACGGCUCCUUUUCGGUCACUCAUUUGAUUCCCGGCUCUUAUUUGAUGGAAAUCUCGAAUCCGGAGUACUUUUACGAACCGAUUCGUGUGGACAUCAACUCGAAGGGCAAAAUCCGGGCGCGAAAAGUGAAUUACAUCCAGACGUCGGCCGUUCAACAGUUGCCAUAUCCUCUCAAAUUCAAAAGCAAAGGUCAGUUCAAGUACUUCCAGAUUCGCGAGACCUGGAAAGUGACGGACUUCCUGUUGAAUCCGAUGGUUCUGAUGAUGGUUUUGCCACUCUUUCUCAUUAUGGUUUUGCCCAAAAUGAUGAACGCGGCCGACGCCGACACUCAACGGGAGAUGCAAAACAUUCAAAUGCCUAAAUACGAUGUCCCGGAGCUCUCGGAGAUGAUGACCAGUCUGUUUACGGGACCAAAAGCCCAGACAUCGAAGGUUAAGGCCGUCAAAAAGAGGCAAUAGUAUUGAGUUAGGAUUUUUUAGAGCAAUUAUUUGGAUUGUUUUGUAUUUCAAGUCACAAUUCGUUUAAAUAUUUGUAUUUUUAUUUCGACGUUAAACUCAGAGAAAGAGAUUUCAGUGAUUUGUAUUAAUUAUAAUUUUCUAUCAAUUGAUACUUUAGUUUAGUUUAAUUGCAAUUAUUUUGUAUAAAUAAAUCUCUUUAUAAUAUUUAAACACAAUAAAUGUCACUUUCGGACCAACCGAUCACAACAAAUACAUUUACUUUUGGCCUCUUUUUUUGUGCCAUCGCUUUGCGAGAUUGGAUACC
Molecule: messenger RNA, 1078 nt
Organism: Medioppia subpectinata
Lineage: Eukaryota; Metazoa; Arthropoda; Arachnida; Sarcoptiformes; Oppiidae
Source: the annotation of a GenBank genome assembly